Molecule: messenger RNA, 2043 nt
Organism: Yarrowia lipolytica CLIB122
Lineage: Eukaryota; Fungi; Ascomycota; Dipodascomycetes; Dipodascales
Cellular component (GO): cytoplasm
Source: RefSeq, a predicted model, not a curated record
AUGGAAGACGACUCUGCGGUAGCCAUGGACGACAAACAGUUCGAGGAGGCCCUGCCACCAUCGCUCAGAAGCGGAGGGCUCUCGGCCGUGUCCUCUAGAAGGCCCUCGUACGUGUCUGAGUUUUCCUCUCGCCCAAAGCUCGGCUCUCAACAGAGCUUUGAGCGCACCCCCAUGGACUUUUUGGGCUGGCAGAGCCAGAACGGCUCAGCCCACAACAACAACAACAACAACAACAACAACAACACCGCCAACACCAACGCUUCCACUGCCACCGCCAACAACGUCGGCACCCCUGUGACCUCCCAUGCAGACGCCUUUGCCGAGCCUCUCACGUCCACCUCGUCGUACCCGUUUGUGGCAAAACCGGCCUUCGAUGUCGACCGAUGGCUCGACGAAAAGGGCGAGGGCAACCAGCAGCGUCCCCGCGCAGACUCCAAGACAGGCCUCUUCCCCCAGGGCUGGAACAUUUGGGCUCACGGCGACAAGGACUCGCCCUCCGGCAAGGGCCACGCACACACCAACUCAUCGGACCUGGCACCCAUCGGUACGGGCUCUCCACAGAGCGUGCAUCCCGUGCUUGCCCGAACCAAGUUCCAGCGGUCGCUGUCUGUGUCCCUGUCUCGUGACGACGACGCCGACGUGCUGGCCGAACAGGUACAGCGAAUGAACCUGCAGCAACGCCAGCAGUUUGAUCGGCCCUUUGGCAAGGUCUGGCACGACCAGCAGCAGCAGCAGAACUCUCCGCAGCAACACUCCCCGCAACAGUCCCAAAAGAGUGCGGCGCUGCCACCACACAUGCAGCAGCAGCAGCCCGAGUCGCGACGACAUUCGUAUGCGGCCCCCGGAGUGCAGACCGUCUCUGCCGGAGUGCCUCAUAAUCUAUCGCAGUCCGACGCACAGGACAACUCGGCGCUGCUGACGCACAUCCAACAGGCCGAGACGGGCCGGGACGUGGAGUCGUACUUUGACGACAAGCCCCGCGACAAGGACCUGGCGCAGGAGCUGCUGCAGAAGGAGCUGGAGCAGCGGGAGCGUGACCACGUCAAGGACGCCAUGCCUUCGCGAAAGCUCUAUCUGGUGAGAUUCAAGGGCGGCCGGACCGACGUGUUUUUCGUGCCAGAGGCGUCCAAUCUGGUGGUCAAGACCGGCGAUCUGGUCAUUGUGGACGCAGAUCGCGGCCGCGACCUAGGUAAGGUGACUCGCGACAAUGUCACGUCCGAGGAGGCCACCCAGAUGAAGCUCAAGCAACAGCAGGAGCAGAUGGCCGUGUUGCAGCAGACAACCGAGCCAGACGCAAACUCGCUGCCCGCAAACUCGUCGCUGGUGGUGCCCAAGCAGAUUCUGCGGUUUGCUCAGGCAAACGAGAUCCAGCAACUGCAGUCCAAAAAGAUGGACGAGGACAAGGCGCUCAAGCUGUGUAACCUCAAGGUGUCCGAGCGGGGUCUCAACAUGAAGAUCCUCAAUGCCGAGUACCAGUGGGACCGCCGAAAGCUGACCUUCUUCUACUACUCGGACUCCCGAAUCGACUUCCGAGAUCUGGUGCGCGAGCUGUUCCGGGUGUACAAGACGCGAAUCUGGAUGUGUGCGGUCAACCCCAAUUCCACCACUUCUUUCAGUCCUGGAAUCAGCGAGGUGGCCAUUCACACGGACGACAAGCAGUCUAAGCAGACCCAGCAGACUCAGCACAACCAACACAACCAGCACCAGCAGACCCAGCAGCAGCAUCAGCAGCAUCAGCAGCAGUCGAAAACCCCCGUCCAGCACCAGCAACCACAGGGCCAGUCUCCACAUGUCAGCCACCAGGCCGGGUUCCAGGGCUCUCCUAGUCGUCAGCUGAACGGACAUGCACAUGGUGCUACUCACGGACACCCACAGACCGGCCAGCCUGGCCAUCCACAGCCUGGUCAAGCCCCCUUCUCUUAUCAAGGACCCCCCGGGGGCCCAUGGGACUACCAGUACAUGUACGAGCAACGACCUUCGUAUCUUGUUAACGGAAUGUACACUCAGGGCUAUCCCAACUACAACUAUGGCGGAUUCCAGUAA